Peniophora sp. CBMAI 1063 is the source of this 675-nucleotide messenger RNA. Lineage: Eukaryota; Fungi; Basidiomycota; Agaricomycetes; Russulales; Peniophoraceae. The record is from the annotation of a GenBank genome assembly.
AUGUUACCCGUGGUGUAUAUCACGCUGAUGGUGCUUGAGGCCCCAGUCUUCGGAAGGUCAGUUAAUGCCGCCCCAAACCUGAUUGCAACGUUGAUGGUAUCCUAUAAAGCAUGGUCCCAUUGGAAACUUGUUCGGGUGUUCUCGAGUCAAAGUGGUACUAGCUAUAGUCUAGCCAUCUUGUUGAUUGUUAUUGAAUCGGGUUUGGCGUAUGCGGGAUUAACAAUAUCAUACGUCAUUGUGCUCGCUUUUAACAACGUAGCAACGAUUUGGCUUACCUAUAUCUUCACCCCACUGAUAGCCAUGUAUCCGGCGUUGGUCAUCGUUCUCGUAGCGACUCGCCGAAACCUGCUUGAGCGCAGCAUUCAGGCGGCCUCUACUCCCAGCAAUAUGCACCGAGAUAUACAACAUCGCCCUUGGGUACACGACAACGCAGAUCGCAAGGCCGCCCAAUGCCCGGCCUGCGGCCAUAUCGGCAGCAACGUACCCUUGCGUGACAGGGUAUCUCGUCCAUUCAGUGUCGACCUUGAGUCAGGUAUAGACCUGCGCGGCACAAUUUCGACCUUAGGGAGCGAAGACGCACAACGAUCUUCCCUACGCGCGCAGAUUCCCUCCUCCUCAAACCCUAGCAAUCAUGUCAAGAAAGAAGGGGAUGCCUGUAUUGUCAAAGCCGUCUAG